AUGUACUUGCGGGUCCCUCUCCGGGCUCUUCGGACGCCCGUGUUCUCGCGAAUGUCACAUUUACCCAAGCGCACUGUUUUGGUGCUGAUGUCCAGAGCCUUUCAUGCGUCGUCUAGGGUAGCCAAUAAGCAACAAGACCAUGAAUCUAGACUAGCGCAAGAAUUGAAGAAAUUGCACGAAAUAAGACGCCAGUUCGACAAUGCCAGCUUCUUUGACAAGUUUAAACUUCGUCCACAGAUGGAGGCUCAAGAAGCUAAGGUCAUGGAGCUCCAGAAUUACCUCACCGAUGCCCAACCCAUGCCUUUGCAACUCCACAACCCGUUGGAGUUGAACGCUGCAAAGAGAUACAGCGUGGUUUUCGACUUUUUAUUGGCACAUUUCGAGAAGGAGUGUGAGAGUUUCAAGACGAAACGUUUGGUGAGUCCUGAAGUGUUGUCACAGAGAAUCAUUGGCGACUUUUCCAAAGAACACCCUGCACUUGAUGCUUUGACCAAGGAUGAGAUCGUAGCAGUUUUCGAUAUCUAUUAUCGUAUUUCCAACCUCGUUGACCCUGUGGAUCAAGUGGAGUUCAACCAGGACAAGAUCCAGCAGUUAUUUGACUAUUAUACCAAGAACCACCUCGAGUUGGAAGGUAGUGCCCUUGAGAAGGCCGCUUCUGACCAAAUCAAAUUGGAUUCUGCUGUUGUGCGUGAGUGGUUCAAGGUGUUUGAGACCUUGUGGAAGGUGCCCUUCGCCGGUGAAGGCGAGGUGUUUACUAACCCCCUCUGUGGAGAUGAAUAUACCGCUUACAACGCAUACAACUCCGAGUUGAACAAGGUGCGUGAUAUGCUCAAGGAAAAAACUGAUAAAGGUGCUCCUCCGCCAUCUGGGAACCAGGAGCCAAAGAAGACAAAUGGCAAAAAGAAGGAUGAGUAUAAAUACUUCGACAUCAACAUCACUGGCCUGAAUGCUCGUUUGUUUGCUAUGGGUGUUUUUGGAGGUUUACUUAGUUUCAUUUUCUUGAGUUCGGGUCUGAAUGGUAAUCAUGAGGUUUCUUUCCAGGAAUUUUCUGCUGACUUCUUGCGCAAGAAUCUUGUGGCUAGAAUUGUUGUGGUCAACAACAGAACUGCGGUCCUCGAAUUGAAUGAGAACGGAAAAGCUCAAUAUCCUCAUGGCGAGUAUUACUUCAACAUCGGAAGCAUUGAGUCGUUUGAGCGCAACUUAAAGGCUGUACAAGAGGAGUAUAAGAUUCCUGACCAGCUCAGACUUCCUGUGGUUUAUAUUACAGAGGGAAGCGCUACCAAGAUGUUGAUCAACUUUUUACCUACUUUAUUGUUCCUUGGUGCAAUCUAUUACAUGACCAAGAGGGCUACCAUGGGAGGUAUGGGCGGCCCGUUGGGCUUCGGAAAAUCUACUGCUAAGAAGUUCAACCAGGAAACUGACGUAAAAGUCAAAUUCAAGGAUGUUGCUGGUAUGAAUGAAGCAAAGCAGGAGGUUAUGGAAUUUGUUAAGUUUUUACAGAACCCAACUAAGUACGAGAAGUUGGGUGCUAAGAUUCCAAGAGGUGCUAUCUUGUCUGGUCCUCCGGGUACUGGUAAAACUUUGCUUGCUAGAGCUACUGCAGGUGAGGCAGGUGUACCAUUCUACUCUGUGUCUGGUUCUGAAUUCGUUGAAAUGUUCGUUGGAGUUGGUGCUUCACGUGUUCGUGAUUUGUUCAAGACUGCCCGUGAAAAUGCCCCUUCCAUUGUGUUUGUUGAUGAGAUUGACGCAAUCGGUAAGCAGAGAUCUAAGGGUAAUGCAAGCGGUGCAAACGAUGAGCGUGAAACCACGUUAAACCAGUUGUUGGUUGAAAUGGAUGGUUUUGAUAGCUCGGACCAUGUUGUGGUCUUGGCAGGAACAAAUAGACCAGAUAUUUUGGACAAGGCCUUGAUGAGACCAGGAAGAUUUGACAGACACAUUUCAAUCGACAAUCCUGAGUUGCUAGGAAGAAAAGAGAUUUUUGAAGUGCAUUUGAAGAAGAUCAAGUUGGCUACCGAUAUUGACCCCGAAUUGCCUGGCCGCUUGGCUGCAUUGACACCUGGGUUCUCGGGUGCAGAUAUUGCCAAUGUUUGUAAUGAGGCUGCUUUGAUUGCUGCCAGAUAUAACGCCAAGGCUGUGACAUUGAGACAUUUCGAAUUAGCCAUCGAGAGAGUCAUUGGAGGAGUCGAAAAGAAAUCUAAGCUCUUAGACCCUAAUGAGAAGCGUGUGGUUGCCUACCAUGAGGCUGGCCAUGCCGUUUGUGGUUGGUAUUUGAAGUAUGCUCAUCCAUUGCUUAAGGUCUCUAUCAUUCCAAGAGGUCAGGGUGCUUUGGGAUACGCGCAAUAUUUGCCUCCAGAUCAGUAUCUCUUCACCGCUGUGCAACUUUACGACAGAAUGAUUAUGACUUUGGGAGGCAGAGUGUCUGAAGAGUUGAACUUUGCCUCGGUGACCAGUGGAGCGCACGAUGACUUCAAGAAGGUUACUAACAUUGCUCAGUCGAUGGUUUUGAGAUUUGGUAUGUCUAACAAGGUGGGUAUGGUGAACUAUGCUGAUACCCAGAGCCAAGACAACCUUACGAAGCCAUUCAGUGAUGAGACCAAUAAGAUCAUUGAUGAGGAGAUUGAGAGAAUUGUCAAGGAAUGUCACAGCAAGUGUAAGCAGUUGUUGACCGAGAAAUCAAAGGAAGUGGAGAUUGUCGCACAAGAGUUGUUGAAGAAAGAAUUCAUCACUAGAGAAGACAUGAUCCGCUUAUUGGGCAAGAGACCAUUCCCUGAGACCAAUGAUGCAUUUGACAAAUACCUUGAUGGUAAGGCGGCUUUCAAGAAUGAGAAGCCAUCAGAGGAGAAGAAGGAUGAUGAGAUGUAA
Sungouiella intermedia is the source of this 2862-nucleotide messenger RNA. Lineage: Eukaryota; Fungi; Ascomycota; Pichiomycetes; Serinales; Metschnikowiaceae. The record is from the annotation of a GenBank genome assembly.